GUUCUUGCUGACGGCUGCGGGAACACCGCUGUCUCCAGACGUCUUCUCCAGUGUCGCCUCGGGCUCCGCCCACGAGUUCUUCUCCUGAACGACUCGAGUGGUGGAGUGCUGAUCCGUCGGACUUGGCCUAGCAAAGCAUGGAGUUAUACUUCACAAUAGGAGAACCGUUCCCUGCGAUAUUCUGAUCAAUGCAGCUGGACCUACGGCCGACCGUGAAACCAAGAAUGGCUGAAGAAACGUCCACCCUUACCAGUGACCAGCUGACCGCCAGUAAGUUCAUCUCCAAGAGAAGCAUCCGGAAACACCAGGACAAGCAGAAAGCCUCUCUCAGUAGGUUCAGGGGUCACGCCGACCCCAGCGACCCCGGUGUGUUCUACCUCAACCCCCAGACCCCCAAGUGGAACCUGGCGGAGAGGUUAGCCGAGCUGUCCUAUGGCGACGAAAAGGCCCGGUGCGGCCAGAACAAACAUUACAGCUCCGACCUGCUCGCCCGCCCCGACGACCUCCCCGCCGCUCACGCCAAGACACAACGGGAAGCGGGAAGCGGCGACGCCAAAGCUGCUGAGCCGCAGCCCGGUGACACCCCGCCCAGUCGGAAGGCGGCGACGGCCGACCCAUCAGACGCUGGCGCCGCCGCCGCCGGCGAUGGAGGAGGAGGAGGCCGCGGGGACGGCGUCCUGGAGGGGACGGCGAGCGAGCUCCACAAGGAGCACACGGCCAACAAGGACUCCAUGUUCUUCGACUCCUGCGCCGACGGCAAGGUGCCGCGCAUCUUUGCGGCGAUGAAGAAGCGUGGCGUGGACAUCGACAACGAGCAGCGGCGCUUCAAGUGCACGCGCUGCCACUGGGCCUUCAAGAAGUUCUGCAACCUGCAGAGCCACCUGGAGACGCACACGGGCCGCAAGCCGCACGAGUGCGACGUCUGCGGCAAGGCCUACUCCCACCAGGGCACCCUGCAGCAGCACAAGCGGCUGCACACGGGCGAGAGGCCCUACCACUGCCCCUUCUGCGUCAAGACCUACAUCUGGUCGUCGGACUACCGCAAGCACAUCCGCACGCACACGGGCGAGAAGCCGUACGCCUGCGACACCUGCGGCAAGGACUUUGUGCGCUCGUCGGACCUGCGCAAGCACGAGCGCAACAUGCACACCAACGACAAGCCCUUCCCGUGCGCCGAGUGCGGCAAGACGUUCAACAAGCCGCUGUCGCUGAAGCGGCACGAGCGCAAGCACCUGGGCGACAAGCCCUACUGCUGCCUGGACUGCGGCAAGCUGUUCGCCCUGGCCAGCCGCAUGGCGGAGCACCAGAAGGUCCACCGCGGCGUGCGGCCCUUCGCGUGCGCGGUGUGCCCCAAGAGCUUCACCAAGAGCUCCAACCUGCUGGAGCACCAGGCGAUCCACAGCAACGCGCGGCCCCACAAGUGCGAGGACUGCGGCGUGGCGUUUGCCAUGGCGUCGCGGCUGGCGCGCCACCGCUACGUGCACGUCGGGGAGCGGGUGCACAGCUGCAGCGGCUGCGGCAUGCACUUCGGCCAGCCGGCGUCGCUCAAGGCCCACCAGGAGCAGAGCUGCGGCGGGAUGAUCUUCGUGUGCACCGAGUGCAACAAGUCCUUCAAAUGCGCGGCCACGCUCAUGGAGCACAGGUUGACGCACGGGGAGGGCGUCUGAUGGGGGGGUUAGACAGCCCAGGUGCAGCGCAGGUCUCCCCCACGCUCUGUCUCUUCCCCCUCUCAGCCUCAGUCCUCUCCGUAACUGAAUGCAACCGAAGCCUCUGUGGUUUUUUAUUUAGAUGACACAUUAAGGUCUCGUACGUUGAAUGAUGUGAAUGUGUGAUGUUGAAUGCAUGAUGUCAAACUUAUAGACCCAUGCCGAGCACUUAAGUCGAAUCCCAGGUUGUCACAAUGCUGCCUUCAGGGAUUUUCUUCGGCAGUCUUCGACAGUUGUCUGUGUGUACAUAAAAACACGUUAUUCACUUCAACUUAACACACACAUGCUUACUUGUUUGACCUCAUCCUAUAGACACAGGGUACUGUAAAUAAGUGAAGAGGGAAUUUGUUUGAUAGUUGUAAGCAAUAUAAUUAUUAUUAUUAUUAUUUAAAGUGGUGGAGUUGUGUUUUGUACAAUGACAUUGCAAGUAUAUUCCUAGGUGCGCAGUAAUGUUCUGGAUUCCUGUUGAAGUCUUCAUGUGUUUUGGAUUACAGCACAUCACGCAAGUGUUAAGUCAAUAAAAUCAUUACAACACAA
This is a messenger RNA of Gadus macrocephalus (Pacific cod), 2243 nucleotides long. RefSeq names its product zinc finger protein 648 (gene znf648). Gene Ontology annotation, molecular function: DNA-binding transcription factor activity, RNA polymerase II-specific; RNA polymerase II cis-regulatory region sequence-specific DNA binding. Lineage: Eukaryota; Metazoa; Chordata; Actinopteri; Gadiformes; Gadidae. Bases 189 to 1667 code for a protein of 492 amino acids. The transcript is spliced from 2 exons. Gene Ontology annotation, biological process: regulation of DNA-templated transcription. The record is from RefSeq and is a predicted model, not a curated record.